GCCCAUGUAAAGACAAUGAAGAUCUGGGGACAUAAUCCCGAAUAGAAGGGGUAUUUAUUUUCAUUUCUUUUUCAUCAUGGAAAUAGGGAGUAUCCGUAUGAAUAAACAAAAAGAUACAUAAAUAGACAAUAAAUACCCAAAACAAAUUAGCUGAAUUUUGUUGUUGGGAUUAACCAUCCAGCUCUGUCCAAAGAGGGUUUAUAAACUUUUUCUUUUCUUCCACUGUGCGUUGUGUAACCAGAAGGGAGAUGUUUUCUAACCGGGAUGAGCGCAAUGCGGAGACUAGUUUUUACGGAAAGGCUUUCAUCGCACCGUGUGCGUAAUGCCUUCAGCACAAAUAAGGAUGAAGGUGUUAAAGGUGCUGGACAGAGGAGGACAGCGCGUGCUGGUGGCGUUUGGAUGGCUUCUUUUAUGGGCGACGCGCAGUGGAGCAGCUUCUAGAUGUGUAGACCAACCCUGCAGUCCACCCCUUGGGAAUCUGGCCAGUGGCAGAGAACUUCUUACCCUGUCAAGCUGCUGUGUUAACAACAAUUCCCACCAACGUUUGUGCUCCUAUCCACCCCAUUUAUGCCCAGAUAACACUCAUCCUCCUUCCUUCAUGACCGACGACCCAUUUUUGCACCCUGAUACCUGGUGAGCAUCAGGAGGAGAUGACGUAAAGCAGGAUGAGAUCCGGCUGAAUCUAGAGACAACUUUCUACCUCUCUCAUAUAGUUUUGGUGUUCAGGUCUCCCAGGCCUGCUUCCAUGGUCAUUGAGCGUUCAGCUGAUUUUGGGAAGACAUGGGAGGCUCUCAGGAUAUAUGCUCACAACUGCAGGGUGGAAUUCGAUCUGGACGAUGACCUUAAUCAGCCGGGCUCACUUUGCACGUCCCGUUACUCUAAUCCUCGACCUUGCACUGGAGGGGAGGUAAUCUUACGUACUCUGGAUCCAAGCAGUGCAAGAACAUUUGACCCAUAUAGUCCAGAGGCCCUUGUCCGCCUGACCGUCACAAAUCUCCGCAUCAGACUUUUGAAAGCUCAGACUUGUCCCGUGUCUAUAAACUAUUCAGCAGAACGGACAAACCCCACAGACUCAUUAAAAAGCACACCCUCAGUACCAUAUGCUAUUUAUACCUUACAGGCCAGGGGGACAUGCUUGUGCCAUGGACAUGCUGAAUAUUGCAUACCAUAUAAAGGCAAUGAGGACAAAAGACAAAAAAGUGACAUGGUAUUUCCAAAGUGUCAAUGUGUUCACCACACUGAAGGGGAUCACUGUGAGAGGUGUGCCCCACUCUAUAACGACCGGCCUUGGAGGCCUGCCAACGGCAGCAGUGGUGAACCGAACCCGUGUUCCAAGUGCGAAUGCCAUGGCCAUGCAGAUAGCUGUCACCUCUCUCUGCGAACUUGGAUCUCCUCGGGUGGAACCAGCGGGGGUGUCUGUGAUAACUGUAAACAUAACACUGAGGGCCGCAGGUGUCAGCGCUGCCGUCAUGGCUACCAUCGCCGCAUGUUAGUACCCCUCAGGUCUCCCCACGCCUGUACACGCUGCUGGUGUGAUCCUCGUGGAGCGUUGCCUCCUCUACCUGGGGAGGUUGGACCCUGGUGCCACCCUAAAAGCGGCCAGUGCCACUGUAAGCCUGGUGUAGGGGGUGUGAGCUGCAGUCACUGCCUGUCUGGCUUCUGGGGGUUUGGAGAAGAUGGCUGCAAACCGUGUGUCUGUUCACACAGCUGUGACCAGACUACCGGGCACUGUCUGAAAAGCUUUCCAAAUAAUUAUGUACUGAAUGUGCCCAUUGGUGGAAAAAUCCCAGAUGUGGAUCAAAUGUUCACGGCUGAGGAAGAAGUGUCAUGGUCGAAGGAGCUUGAAGUGUCUGCUUCACACAACACAGGAAAAUGCAGGUGUAAGGAGAAAAGCCUGAGAGGUUUCACUGACCUUUGCAGGACCAAACAUGACUACGUGAUCAAGGCGAGUGUGCUGUCGGCUCAUGACAAAGGCAGCCAUGCAGAGGUGAGGGUUAAAGUUCGUAAGGUGUUUAGAUCUGGUCAGGUCAGGCUGCACCUGGGGAUCAUCAGUGUGUACCCUCUGUCCUGGACCAGCCGUGGCUGCACCUGCCCCAUCCUAAACCCAGGUGUGGAAUACUUGCUUGCUGGCUCAGAGGAGCCUGGAACGGGUCGGUUGUUGGUCACCCUGCAGAGUGUCGUGGUUCCAUGGACGCCUCGGCUAUCUCUGCUUUUCUCAGUGGGCUUGAUGAAUGGAUGCCUAUGAUUCCAACAGGCAGAGCUGAAUUUAGAGGGACUAACCUGAUAUAGAACAGACCUUUUCCCAAAAAGAGAACUUUUAGAAGUGGCUGUUGUGAUGUUAAAAAAAGACCAAAAAGGCGAACUCAUGGCCAGGUGAGUUCACAAAACUGAAGGAAUUACAGUGCCUUCAGAGGAUUCUUGAAAAUCAUUUUAAAGUUGUUCAGUGUUACAAGCUUAAACCUCAUUUUAGGUGUUAGACCAAUAAAGAGCAAUUUAUUAUUUUAUUGAUCUUUAACGUGCCUACUCUAAAAGAUGCCAUUGGCUGAAGCGAAUAAGAGCAGAAAUUAGGCCAAAACCAAACAAAAUAAACAAAAUUUUUACAUUUAAAAUUACAUCUUUUUCAGCAACUGUGGUCCUUCUAGAACUCCUCACUUCUUGCUAUCUGAUUAUAAAUAGAUAAAAAAAAAAAUUGAACAGAUUAGCUGAUUUUCUUUUCUCUUUUUGCUAAAAUAAAGGGAAAUAAUAAACACAGAAUUUACUUAAACCAUGAGUUUAUUUUCUAUUCCUGAAUUUCGUUUUUAGCUCCCUGAUCUAAAUGUCAAGUCCUGGCCUAUCAUUGUUUUUUUUAAUUCUUCUGUUGUGGACUAAUACACACAUAUUAGACAAUGCGUAAUGAACUUUUCCUUGAAGCAAUUGGUGGAAAACAAAUAAAAGUUGUCCAGUUCAACAAAGAUAAGUAUUACUCACAGACACUAUGAAGGUCAUUUCAACAACCAACUAAUGACUUUUUGUCUUGACAGCAAAAACUUUAAGGAAGCUACACAAUCCUUGCCUGCAGCACUUUGCAGGGAUAGACGUUUCUGCUGGACAAUGAGCACAGAAACAUCAGAACAUCUACAUCACAAGACGGUUUACAGCAGCCUUGAUCUUCUCCUUGUUUUUGGUUUCAAGUGGCAAAAAACACUGUUGAUGCUACGCAUCAAAGCAUGUGUAGUUAAAAAAAUAAAAUAAAAUAUCAAGCCAUUUUAGCUUUAACUGAUAUUGGUUUGGUUAGUGUGCUCGUGAUGGGCUCCAAUAACCAAAAUGACAGCAAGAUAACCUACUGCUGCAGGUCCAGUCUGAUGACUCAAAUCCCUGCUUCAAAUGUGUCGGUAGUUAAUCAGCUUUUACUGCUCAAAAGAAAAUCAGUCACAAUGUUCUUCUUUUUUUUUCUCAAUAAGAGUCCCUCUGUGAUGGUGUGGUGGCUUUAGUUAGCCGUCUGCUUAACCGUAGAUGACAUUUUGUCACCAGAAACUUCAGAUGUCUCUGUUGUGGGGUCAUUCUCAGGCAAGAGAGCAGAGUUGUCAUCAGCCGCAGAGCCCGAAUCAGCUUGGGAAGAGUUUUCUUUAUCUUCGUCCUGGGGGUAGAGGUCGGGGUAUCUCUGCAUGCACUCCUGCAUGCCUCGAAACUGUUCAAUGCACUCGGAGCCUUUCACCUCUUCUUUGCUGUAGUGAAAGCAUGAAAACGCUUCCUUGAACUGAGAGCCACAGGGUCCACUGGCCAUGCCGCCCAGGCAGGGGCAGUUCCAGUUGAUCUCUCCGCUGGGUAAAAUAAGGCCUUCUGAAAAAAACAAAAACAUUUAGAACACGGGUCAGUUAAGGUGUAACAUUAAAAUAUUUAAAUCAAUCCUACAGAAAAAAAAAACUGUCUAAACUUUUAGGUGUUAAAAAAAAACAAUACCUCACUAAUUAACCCUAAAAGACUUUGGCUGUUCUGGUUCAAAUAUAUCCAACAUUUAUUUUCUAUGUAAAAAUCACGGCUAAAGGGUGUGUUUAUUAAAAAAGGGGGAUUCUAAGAUUUGAGACAGGACUAUACAUCACAUUAUUAGUGUGAGGGAUUGUAUUUGAGUCAAUGAGUCAAUGCAAUCAACUGGUUUCCUUAGAUAGAAAACUUUGUAUCAAUUUAACUGUAUGAUCUGGUUGAACUGUAAAGUGCCUUGAGAUGACAUGUGUUGUGAAUUUGGCGCUAUAUAAAUAAACUGAAUUGAAUUGAAAACUACAAGAUUCUAUUCAGUUAUCAGAAAUCUUUCAUUUAAAUAGAAAAAAGUUAAUACAAUCAAUAGAUUUCCUAUAUAAAUUUGGAUCAUUAAUUAAGAUAAGUUCAUGAUGAUU
This is a messenger RNA of Cyprinodon tularosa, 4370 nucleotides long. RefSeq names its product netrin-4. The record is from RefSeq and is a predicted model, not a curated record. NCBI's taxonomy places the organism in Eukaryota, Metazoa, Chordata, Actinopteri, Cyprinodontiformes, Cyprinodontidae. The transcript is spliced from 10 exons. Gene Ontology annotation, cellular component: laminin trimer. Gene Ontology annotation, molecular function: protein binding. Gene Ontology annotation, biological process: cell migration; substrate adhesion-dependent cell spreading; basement membrane assembly.